GACUGCGUUUUGUGGGGGUAAGCCCCAUCCUGAAGCAGUUGAUGAUUUCACUGUCUAAUUUUUUAUUUUUCUUUCCAGAAUGGGUUCUGGGAGGGUUCCAUGGAUGGUGCUUCUGCUAGUGAGUGUAAUUAGACUGGAUUCCUCCAGGAUUCAACGCAGAGACUCUCCAGUUCUGGAGUCUGGGAAGCCCAAGAUCAAGGGGUCAGCAUGGCUGUGUUCCGGUGGAGACUCUCUUCCUGAAGAUUUUGUGAUUCAGGCAAAGGCUGACUGUUACUUCAUCAAUGGGACAGAGAAGGUGCAGUUUGUGGUGAGAUUCAUUUUUAACUUGGAAGAGUAUGCACGUUUCGACAGCCACGUGGGAAAGUUUGUGGCAUUGACAGAGCUGGGGAAGCCUGACGCUGAGCUGUGGAACGAUCGGCCAGAUAUACUGGAGAGGAGUAGAGCUUCUGUGGAUGCCCUCUGCAGGCACAACUACAAUCUGGGUGCACCCUUCACUGUGGGGAGGAAAGUACAACCAGAGGUGACAGUGCAUCCAGAGAGGACCCCAUCCCUGCAGCAUCGCAGUGUGCUUCUCUGCUCCGUGACCGGUUUCUAUCCAGGCGACAUCAAGAUCAGGUGGUUCCGGAAUGGGCAGGAGGAGAGGGUUGGUGUCAUAUCCACUGGCCUGGUCAGGAAUGGAGACUGGACCUUCCAGACAGUGGUGAUGCUGGAAAUGACUCCUGCACUUGGAGAUGUCUACACCUGCCUUGUUAAUCAUGCCAGCCUGCUGAGCCCUGUUUCGGUGGAGUGGAGAGCUCAGUCGGCGUAUUCUUGGAGAAAGAUGCUAAGUGGAAUUGCAGCCUUCCUGGUUGGGCUGAUCUUCGUUUUGGUGGGGACUGUCAUCUGCUUCAGGGCUCAGAAAGGAUAUGUGGAGACUCGGUUGUCUGGUGAUGAGGUAAAGUCUUCGUCCUUGUCGUUGGGUGGCCGGUAGUUCUCCCAAUGCUUUGGCCAGAUGGAGAUGUCUUGGGGAUAGGAUGUGAGGCUGGCUCUGGCUGGGUGGCCUUGGGUGCCGAGCCUCCAUAAUGGGAUGGGGGUUCCUCCUGAGACCUUGAUCACCAUCCCUGCAGGUCUCAAGUGCAGUUUCAUCACCACAACCCUGCUAAGAGGUCCCAACCAAACCUUCUUGCCCUGGAGCCUGAAGUAGUACCGAGGAGCUAGAGCCCAGGACUAAAUGAGCCCUACGAGUUACCCUAACAUCAUCCUCUUUCCAACUGCGCUCUCCACUGUCUCCAGAAGACAAACAUGCAGAGGCACUGUUCCUCUUUCACUGUUUUUUUUUAUGACCUUUUUUACUGUAAAAUAAAAACAGAGAUACCAAUAACCACACAAAAUGUAGACUUUAAUGAAUUAUUUAAGGCAAAACCCCUGCAGUCACCACUCAGCUCAAGAAAUAGAACUUUACCAGCCAUGCAGGGUUUUCCAUGUACCUCAGACCCACCGAAACCCCCGAUGUCCUCUCAAAAGUAAUCCCUUUCUGAAUGUCAGAGUAACCACUUUGGUUGUAUUUUUUUAUUCCCUAGUCACUCAAGUCUGAAUUCAUGACAACAGAGUUUAGUUGCCUUGUAUGUCUCAUACUUUACUGGUUUCUUCUGCAUGCCUUUCCCUCCCUUAUGGCUAAUAUUUUGAAAAGCCCGAGGCAUUUGACCUGCAGAGUUUCCCACAAUCUGGAUUUUACCAACUGCACGCACCUGGUGCAGUUUAGCUUGUCCUUCUGUCCUCUGCAUUUUCUGCAAGUUGGCAUCUGGAAGUAGAGGCUGGAUAGACUUUGGUUUAAUUUCCUUGGCAAGUCUGUAGGUGGCAGUGUGCUUCCUCACCCUGAGGCACAGACCGUCCAGUUGUGUCUCUUUAUGGUGCUGUCACUGGUGGUGCUCAUUGCCUAGGCCCUUUCAUUCACUGGGGGCUGCAGAAUGGGGAUAUCCUCAUUUUGUCAUUCCUUCUUCAUUGAAAUGCUUCAUUGCUUCUGUAAAGAGACACCUCCCUUCAUAUAUUAGUGGGUUGCCCAGUGGUACAGUGGAAAGAAAGGAAAAGUGUUUAACUCUUUCCCUUUAUUAGUUUUCCAGCUGAUGAAUUUGGUUCCUACUAUUAUCCAAAGAUGAGCUGUUAGGUUUUACUUUUUAUUUUUCUUUUUUUUAUAUCAUUAUAAGCUCGAGGAUUUGAAUGUAUUUGACGGAUUUUAGCUAAUGGCAGUUUUUAGCCACAAGUUCAUUCUUAUCACCUUAGGUGCAUGGAAACUUCAUGUGACUCCCAAGUCCUUUUGACACAAGUCUUUUGAUAGUUUCUUUGUUAUCUGUUAUAUAACAAGAUGUUCUGUAUGUCUCCUGCCCAGACCUGCAAUCAGCGAUUGUUUUACAAAGCCCUGGCUUAUUUUAGUGGGAAAUGUCACUGAGACCAUGAUGUGGAGCUAGGAGUUCGUCAUUAUAUCAGGUCUUCCUGGUGGAAACAAAAAUGUUUAUGUGCAAUAUUCAUAUUUAUAGAAGUAUAAGAUUUAUGUAUCUAUAAAUAAAAAAUUAAUCGCUUUUCUAUUACACUUGUGUCUCCUUUCUUCCACACCAAUAAUUCUGGUUUUCAAAGACACAGGGAUAUGUACAAUGAGAAUAUCCACCAAACUCAUUUGCUUUUACCGAAUGAACACACAGCGGUCUGAGGAUAAUGAUACUCGUACUACAACCACCAAAAUGAUUACUGAAAACAGUUAAUAUUUCUUUUGCUUUGUUCUCCUCAUCAUUUUCCCGUUUUAUAGUUGUCCUAUAUCUAUAUUAAUGGGUCCCAUACCAUUACAAAGGAUACUUGCUCCCUUUUCAGUCCUAGUUCUGUGAGUAAUAACAUGUAUAAUGCUGACUGCUAUUCCUUAUGUUGGUGUCCCUCGAGUGUAGUGUUCUCAAGUCUGUGGACUCUUAGAGGUCCUUGAGACACUUUUGGGGGAUCUGCAAGGUCAAAACAAAUUUUAAAAUAAUAAUAAUGUUUUAUUUUCUUUUUUCACUGUUUUGUACUGGUGAUGCAAAAUCUACAGUGGGUAAAACUUUUGGUGCCUUAGCGCAAACCAGGCAGUAACACCAAACUGUAUAAGUAGUCAUGGUAUCUUCGGCUGCCACUUACUUGCAGUGAAGAAUCCUCAGAAAGUCCAGCUUCACUUAAAGAUAGCCUUGAUAAAGCAAGAAAAAUCAUUAGCUUUACUAACUCAUGAAUCUCAAGCAGGAAUCUUUUUAAUCUGCAGUGUGACAAAUUAGCAUUUCUGUUGCAAAGUGACAGAAGAGCAUUUAUCCUGGGGACACGCACUGUGUAAUUGCUUGAGUUGUGUUAAAAAACUAGCCACCUCUUCUUUUUCUUUUCUUUCUUU
Molecule: messenger RNA, 3376 nt
Organism: Enhydra lutris kenyoni (northern sea otter)
Lineage: Eukaryota; Metazoa; Chordata; Mammalia; Carnivora; Mustelidae
Product: HLA class II histocompatibility antigen, DO beta chain
Exons: 6
Coding region: 80-970 (296 amino acids)
Biological process (GO): antigen processing and presentation of exogenous peptide antigen via MHC class II; peptide antigen assembly with MHC class II protein complex; immune response
Cellular component (GO): membrane; MHC class II protein complex
Molecular function (GO): MHC class II protein complex binding
Source: RefSeq, a predicted model, not a curated record